CAAAAAGCAGACGGAGUGUCCUGAUUGAACUUACGUUACGUUGCAUUCUGGUGGUAGCUUCGCUCAAAGGCAGCGUUGCAGUGAAGAAGAACAAACCUUGUGUGACGCCGGCAGGGAAACCGGGAAGAUGUGUCCAUUUCUGGGAGUGCCAAGCGGCACCAGCGAAAGCAGAUCACGAAACAUUCUUAGAUGGGAGUACCUGUGGACAUUCCGGAGGCUUACCGUUGGUUUGCUGUGAGCCGUUACUGCCACACCCACCGUAUUGCGGAAUGGCAGCUGGAGCUGAACCACAGUUCGGUGUGCAAGCAACCCGCAUUGGCGAGUUUCCUUGGACAGCGCUGAUUGAGUAUGAAAGGUCAAACGGCCACUUGGCAUACCAUUGCGCUGGUACGCUCAUCAACCAACGUUACAUUCUGACAGCCGCUAACUGCGUGAGUGGAAUUCCAAGGUGCUGGAAAGUGCACGGUGUUCGGCUGGGCGAGUGGGAUUUCAUUACUUCCGACGUGUGCGAUAGUGGCCACGCCGCCUCCUGGGCACCAAUCGAUAUCGGUAUCGAGGAGAUUGUUGUGCAUAGCGAGUACAAACGAUUUGAUGAGCGGCAACGGAACGAUAUUGCGUUGGUGCGGUUGUCGAGUGAUGUACAGUACACGGCUCAUAUACAACCAAUCUGUUUACCAUUCCAAAAUACAACCACCCUCAUUGCUUACACCGUUGGGUGGGGCAUUACGGCCAAAGGUGUGGCCACCCAUAGGAAAAUGAUGACUCACCUGUCGGUAUUGAAUCAGAAGGAGUACUUAUCGGUAUACAAAUGCAACGAGUUCAACAUUACCUCGGCUCAGAUAUGCGCGAGGUCGUUGGUAGUCCAUCAAACUGGCACUUGCGAUCCCGGUGGUCAGCUGUUGCAUUAUCACGGCAAUGAAUACUAUCUGAUUGGUGUCGGGAGCUUUGGGUUGCAGAACUGCGGUACAGGGAAUGCUCCGGUUGUGUUUACGAAAGUGGUUGAGUAUAUCGAUUGGAUUGAGAGUACUAUCUACUGAGCUAGAUAUAGGGAAACGUAGAGAACGACUGUAAACAUAAUUCAUGAGAUAUCAAAUAAAUGAUCAAUUGAC
Molecule: messenger RNA, 1109 nt
Organism: Anopheles darlingi
Lineage: Eukaryota; Metazoa; Arthropoda; Insecta; Diptera; Culicidae
Product: CLIP domain-containing serine protease 14D-like
Exons: 1
Coding region: 270-1037 (255 amino acids)
Biological process (GO): proteolysis
Molecular function (GO): serine-type endopeptidase activity
Source: RefSeq, a predicted model, not a curated record